This is a messenger RNA of Venustampulla echinocandica, 1461 nucleotides long. RefSeq lists its product as uncharacterized. The transcript has 4 exons. Gene Ontology annotation, molecular function: nucleic acid binding. The record is from RefSeq and is a predicted model, not a curated record. The coding region runs from base 1 to 1461 and encodes 486 amino acids. NCBI's taxonomy places the organism in Eukaryota, Fungi, Ascomycota, Leotiomycetes, Helotiales, Pleuroascaceae.
AUGCCUCCAACUCCUAGAAUAGUCAGGAAUCUGGCUGAGGAGAUUAUCAAAGAUUACGUCAAUAAGAACUGGGCUAGUACUUUUGUUAGGAGGCACCGCGACGAGCUCAAAAGUGUCUAUUUACGUAAUAUAGACAAUCAGAGACGGAAGGCAGAGUAUCUGCCUUUAUUUGAGUUCUUUUUCAAGUUACUCUACGACAAAAUGGAAGAACAUAAUAUUACAGCGGACAACCUAUACAAUUGGGAUGAGAAGGGAUUUCUUAUUGGAGUUGGCAAGAUCUACCGUCGAAUUAUGACCAGGCAGGACUCAUGGACAGAUACUCUUAUAUCUGAGGAUAAAGCCUUUUUUGGAUCUUCAACUAAUAGGUGGAGUGAUAACUCCUUUGGGAUGGUAGAUGGCCACUCUAGCUACGUCAAUAUGGAGUUCCUGGAGUACUGUAUUCGGCACCGAAUUGUUGUAAUAGUACUACCUCCACAUACAACUCACAAGCUCCAGCUCCUUGACGUCAGUGUAUUUUCUCCACUUGGAACAGCGUAUAGGAUUUUCCUCAAUGAUAAAGUGAUAGGUUGUCUUGGGUUCAUGAGUAUGUCAAAAAGAGACUUCUGGGAGGUCUUUUAUAAGGCGUGGAUGAAGUCCUUUACCGAAUCGAAUAUGCAAGCUGCCUGGAAAGACACUAGUAUAUUUCCAUAUGACCCUGAGGUUGUUUUAGGCACUUUACGACGACUAGAUCAGGAGAAAGAAACCGAUCUUAAUCAGGAUCAGGAUCAGGAGCAGGAGCAGGAGUCCCUUGCCAAAGUGCUUAAAACACCAAAGUCGGCAAAGUCCUUUAGGAGGUUCCAGCACGAGUUUAAUAAGAACGCUUCUACCUACUUUAUUAAAAAGCUAUUUAAAGCUAAUCUUGAGCUAGCUGCUAGGGACUCAGUUAAUAACUAUAUGAUCUAUAGAUUAAUCGAGUCUUUAAAGAAUGAAAAGAGAAAGCGCUCACGUGGGAAAAGGCUUGAUUUGAGUGGUGUAGCAACUGGGGGAGCUCAAUUCUUUUCUACAGAGGAGAUCCUAGCUGCCAAGGCACGUGCCAGGGCCAAGGAGGAACAGGAACAAGCUGAACAAGCUGAAAAGGCAGAGAAUAAGAGGGCAAAAAAGGCUAGGCAGGUGGAGGAAGCUUUACAAAAAGAGAUAAGUCGAAAAGAGGCAAAAGAUGAGAGAGAGCGUAGGCGUACUGCUCAGGCUCAAGCCAAGGCAGUAAGUCAGGACUUCCAGCUCGGGUCCAGGGCUAAAAACACAGCUGAAAAGGCUCAAAAACCGGGAUCCAAGUCCUUGGAAGCUGCUAAAGCCCAGGAAGUAGUAGAAAAAGGUGGUGAUGUAAGCAUUGAGUCGAGUACAGAGAUAGGUAGGGUAGUUGACCUCCCUGUGCGACUUGGCCGCCACGGACGACAAAUCCGACUACUACAGCGAUUUGAUUAA